CGGGCGGAAUCCCGGCGCGCUGCAAGGCUUGGAGGCGGGGGCACCGCGGCAUUGGUAUCUGGAUCGAGGGGUGACGGUGCCAUGGCGCCUGGUUGCAAAACUGAGUUACGGAAUGUGACAAAUACUCAGACUAACCAACCAAGUAACGAAGGCGAUGCCAUCAAAGUUUUUUUGCGAGUUCGUCCACCUUCAGAGGGUCCUGGAUUAGCUGAUGGAGAGCAAAGCUUAUGCUUAUCUGUGCUCUCCCCCACAACUCUCCGCCUGCACUCCAAUCCUGAGCCCAAGACCUUCACGUUUGAUCAUGUUGCAGACAUGGACACCACUCAGGAGUCUGUGUUCUCAACUGUGGCCAAAAGCAUUGUGGAGUCUUGCAUGAGUGGUUACAAUGGCACCAUCUUUGCCUAUGGACAGACUGGCUCAGGGAAAACAUUUACAAUGAUGGGACCAUCUGAAUCUGAUCAGUUUUCUCAUAACCUGAGAGGAGUAAUCCCACGAAGUUUCGAAUAUUUGUUUUUCUUAAUCGAGCGUGAAAAAGAGAAGGCUGGAGCUGGAAAGAGUUUCCUUUGUAAGUGUUCCUUUAUUGAAAUCUACAAUGAGCAAAUAUAUGACCUACUGGACUCUGCAUCGGCUGGACUGUAUUUAAGGGAGCAUAUCAAGAAGGGAGUCUUUGUUGUUGGUGCAGUGGAGCAGGUGGUAACCUCAGCUGCCGAAGUCUAUCAGGUGUUGUCUGGAGGAUGGAGAAACAGACGUGUGGCAUCGACAUCAAUGAAUAGAGAAUCCUCUAGGUCUCAUGCAGUCUUUACAAUUACUAUAGAGUCAAUGGAGAAAAGCAAUGAGACUGUGAAUAUACGGACUUCCCUACUCAAUCUGGUGGAUUUAGCAGGAUCCGAAAGGCAAAAAGAUACCCACACAGAAGGGAUGAGGUUGAAGGAAGCAGGUAACAUAAACCGAUCAUUGAGCUGCCUGGGUCAAGUGAUUACUGCACUUGUCGAUGUGGGCAACGGGAAACAGAGACAUGUUUGCUACAGAGACUCCAAACUUACCUUCCUACUACGGGAUUCCCUUGGAGGUAAUGCCAAAACAGCCAUAAUUGCAAAUGUUCAUCCUGGAUCCAGGUGUUUUGGAGAAACCCUAUCAACGCUUCAUUUUGCUCAAAGAGCCAAGCUGAUUAAAAACAAGGCAGUGGUAAAUGAAGAUACCCAAGGAAAUGUGAGCCAGCUGCAAGCUGAAGUGAAGAGGCUCAAAGAACAACUGGCCCAGCUUACUUCAGGGCAGGUACUAUCAGAAAGCAUUCAGAUCAGAGACAAUGAGAAGGCUAGUUACAUGAACUAUUUCCGAGAGGCAAUGUUAUUCUUUAAGAAAUCUGAACAGGAAAAGAAGUGUCUGUUAGAAAAAAUUAGCCAACUAGAAGACCUCACCCUCAAAAAAGAAAAAUUUAUUCAAUCAAAUAAAAUGAUUGUGAAAUUCCGAGAAGAUCAAAUAAUGCGCCUGGAGAAGCUCCACAAGGAAACCCGGGGAAGUUUUCUGCCUGAGGAGCAGGACCGUUUGCUCUCAGAAUUAAGGGAUGAGAUUCAAACUCUGCGAGAACAAAUAGAUCACCACCCAAGAGUUGCAAAGUACGCUAUGGAAAACCAUUCCCUCAGGGAGGAGAAUAGAAAACUGAGAUUGUUAGAGCCUGUGAAAAGAGCCCAAGAAAUAGAUGCCCAGACCGUUGCAAAACUAGAAAAAGCUUUCUCCGAGGUAUCUGACACAGAGAAAAUCGACAAAGGUCAGCAAGGAUACUCUCCUAAAGCUCCGAAAGAGCAGUGUUCAUUGGCAAACAGUGAGAAGUUAAAAACACAGCUCCUACAAAUUCAGACAGAACUGAAUAAUUCAAAACAAGAAUAUGAAGAAUUCAAAGAAUUAACUAGGAAAAGGCAGUUAGAAUUGGAAUCAGAGCUUCAAUCUUUGCAAAAAGCAAACUUUAAUCUUGAAAACCUCUUGGAAGCAAUCAAAGCCUGCAAGCGGCACGAAGUUUCUCAGCUGAAUAAAAUUCAUGCUGAAACAAUUAAGAUUAUAACUACACCGACUAAGGCUUAUCAGCUUCGAUCUCGACUCGUACCAAAAUUAAGCCCUGAAAUGGGGAGCUUUGUGUCUGUAAACACUCAGAAUUCUAGCAAAUUGGAUAAUGAUAUCUUAAAUGAGCCAGUUCCACCUGAGAUGAGUGAACAAGCUUUUGAAGCUAUUUCUGAGGAGCUUAGAAUAAUGCAGGAACAAAUGAGUGCUCUCCAAGACAAGGUGGAUGAAAAAGAGCAUAAAAACCUGAAACUUCAACAGCAUAUUGACAAACUGGAACAUCAUUCUACACAAAUGCAAGAGCUUUUCUUAUUAGAAAGAAAUGAUUGGACCAAAAAGCAGCAGGAGCAUCUCUCACAGUUAAAUGUCCUUGAAAAGCAGCUGCGAGAAACUGAAACUAAGAAUGACUUUUUGAAAAGUGAGGUGCAUGACCUGCGAGUGGUUCUUCAUUCUGCAGACAAGGAGCUGUCUUCAGUGAAGUUGGAAUAUAGUUCAUUCAAAGAGAGUCAGGAGAAAGAACUUAACCAACUUUCAGAAAAACACAUGCAUGUACAGCUUCAACUGGAUAAUGUCAGAUUAGAAAAUGAAAAGCUUCUUGAGAAGAAAGCCUGCCUGCAGGAUUCCUAUGACAACUUACAGGAAGUAAUGAAGUUUGAAAUGGACCAACUUUCCAAAAAUCUCCAAAGCUGCAAAAAAGAGAAUGAAACUCUGAAAUCUGAUCUGAGUAAUUUGAUGGAGUUUUUUGAGGCAGAAAAAGAACGCAAUAACAAAUUAUUAUUACAGUUUGAAGAAGAUAAAGAAAACAGUUCUAAAGAAAUCUUAAAAGUUCUGGAUACUGUUCGCCAGGAGAAACAGAAAGAGAUGACCAAAUGUGAGCAGCAGAUGGCACAAAUACAGAAACUAGAAGAGAAUUUACUUGCUGCUGAAAAAGUAAUCAGUUCUCUGGAAAAAUCUAGAGAUGCUGACAAGGAAGUUGUGGCUGGCCUCAUGAGCCAGAUCCAGGAACUAAGAACAUCAGUCGCUGAGAAAAUGGAAAUUAUAGACACCCUUAAGCAAGAACUGAAGGACAUCAGUUGCAAAUACAACUCAGCUUUGGUUGACAAAGACGAGAGCCGGGUGCUGAUUAAGAGGCAGGAAGUGGAGAUUCUCGAUCUGAAAGAAACCCUUAGACUGAGAAAACUCUCUGAGGACAUAGAGAGAGAUAUGCUCUGUGAGGAUCUGGCUCAUGCCACUGAGCAGCUGAACAUGCUCACAGAGGCCUCGAAGAAGCACUCGGUGCUACUACAGUCUGCCCAGGAGGAGCUGACCAGGAAGGAGGCCCUCAUCCAGGAACUUCAGCACAGGCUAAAACAAAAGAGAGAGGAAAUAGAACAGAAGAAGAAUGAAUAUAACUUCAAAAUGAGGCAACUAGAACAUGUGAUGGAUUCUGCUGCUGAGUAUCCCCAGAGCCCUAAAACACCACCUCACUUUCAAACACAUUUGGCAAAACUUCUGGAAACACAAGAACAAGAGAUAGAAGAUGGAAGAGCCUCAAAGAUUUCUUUGCAACACCUUGUAACAAAGCUAAAUGAAGACAGAGAAAUAAAAAACACUGAAAUCCUCAGAAUGAAGGAGCAGUUGUGUGAAAUGGAAAACUUACGCCUGGAAGCUCAGCAGUUAAGGGAGAAAAACUGGCUCCUGCAAGGUCAGCUGGAUGAUACUGAAAGACAAAAGGACAGGAGUGAUCAGAAUGAUCCAGACAAUGAACAGCUGAAGAAUGAACAAGAAGAAAUUAUCAAAGAAAGAUCUGCUAAAACUAAAAUGGUUGAAGAAAUGCUGAAAAUGAAAGCAGACCUAGAGGAAGUCCGAAAUGUCCUUCAGAACAAAGAGAUGGACUGCCUGAGAAUGUCUGAGGAACUUGAACGAACUAGAACUUUGGAGUCUAAAGCAUUCCAGGAAAAGGAAGAACUGAGAUCAAAGCUGGAAGAAAUGUAUGAAGAAAGGGAGAGAACAUUCCAGACAAUGGAAACGUUAAGGAAGCAGGUGGCAUAUCUCGCUGAGGAAAAUGGAAAGUUGGUAGGUCACCAAAACCCACAUCAGAAGAUUCACUACGUAGUACGGCUGAAGAAGGAAAAUGUCAGACUGGCUGAGGAGUCAGAAAAGUUGCGUGUUGAGAAUAUCUUCUUAAAAGAAAAGAAAAAGAAUGAAUCAUAAUGACCCUGGUCAACUACCUAUCUUGCUUGGAGAUUUUUUUUCUGUUAUAAAAGUAAGACCUACUCUUGUCCCCUCAAAAGAGCUGAGUUGAGAACUUUAAUUACUGAAUCUGACAGUGAUGGCUGACCCUCAAGUUUUUAACAAGCAUUUCGUAAUCACAUGUGACCUGUGGCUGUCUGCUGUUAACAGGCUACCAUCUCAUUUCAAGGCUUUUAAUCAAUUGUAAAUACUGUGAAACCCUUGCCUUUUUUUAAAAUAAAAGGCUGUGGCUAAGGUUUUCCAUGGAUGUAGGGUCAGAGCAGACAUUUUCUCCCUAGAUAAUGCCAUAAUCUCCUUUAAAUCUUACAUUAAAACCUCUAACAACAUAAAGUGGUUCCAAAACAAUAUAAAGUAGGUUUGAUGGCUAAUUUUGCAGCAUGUAAAAAGCAGACUUGUUAAUAUAGAUUAUUUUUGUAUUUCAACUUUGAGUAUUUUCAUGACCAUUUACUAUGACUGUAAAUAGGCCAUUUUUCCAAUGUA
Molecule: messenger RNA, 4767 nt
Organism: Choloepus didactylus (southern two-toed sloth)
Lineage: Eukaryota; Metazoa; Chordata; Mammalia; Pilosa; Megalonychidae
Gene: KIF15
Product: kinesin family member 15
Exons: 35
Coding region: 82-4248 (1388 amino acids)
Biological process (GO): microtubule-based movement
Molecular function (GO): microtubule binding; microtubule motor activity; ATP binding
Source: RefSeq, a predicted model, not a curated record